Aspergillus welwitschiae is the source of this 446-nucleotide messenger RNA. RefSeq lists its product as uncharacterized. The record is from RefSeq and is a predicted model, not a curated record. Lineage: Eukaryota; Fungi; Ascomycota; Eurotiomycetes; Eurotiales; Aspergillaceae. The transcript has a single exon. The coding region runs from base 224 to 415 and encodes 63 amino acids.
CCUACAGAUCGAGUUAGUCCACUUGUUGCGAGACUCGGUGUUAUCAAAUGAAAUCUUGAAACGGAGCUCCACCAGCACCCGGAACUGAGGUACAAGAGCCGAUCCCGACUCGGUUCAUUAUCACACCCAUCAAACUUUCCAGAAGUAAACACUAACCUUCUGCGUUUCACUUUUUCGCUGUAGACACUGGCUAACUCUAGGAUGCUUUGCGCUUGCAGCAAGGAUGCGAAUGGUCAGAAUUUUUCCACUCCCUGGCGUAAAGUCAGACCAACUUAUGAGAUCCUGCAGGGGGUGUCGCUGGAUUUGCAAGGAACUCAGGAACAAGCAAGCGGAAGAAGAGAAGAAAAGGAAGAAUCAAUGCAGGAACCGGGAACUUUAUUGCCUUGAUCAUCGCGAGGAAUUUUGUGAUGCAUAGGAGUUCUUAGGGAUUAUCUAUCUCUGGCGGU